ACCUGAAGGAGCGCAGGUCAUGUGACUAAGCAUGGAGGCGUCGGCGACGAGAAGCGUCAUUCGGUGAAAACAUUGAGGGCUACGCUCGAUCUUGAACGAUCACACAAUAAACGGAAACGGCAACUUGCGCCGGUCUUGUGUUCAAUAUUUCGCACAUCGCUGUGAAAUGAGGUCAAUAUGGGGGCCAAAGAGUCAAGGAUAGGUUUCCUCUCGUAUGACGAGGCCAUAAAGAGAGUGACGGACGUGGAGCUGAGGCGGCUGAAGGAUGCCUUUAAGCGGACCAGCGGCCUCUCCUGCUACAUGACCCAGCAGUGCUUCUACAGGGAGGUGCUGGGGGACGCCGUGCCCCCCAAAGUCGCUGAGGUCAUCUACAGCUCGUUCGGCGGCACGGCAAAGGGCCUGCACUUUAAUAACCUCAUCGUGGGACUUGUGCUGCUGACCCGGGGCCGAGAUGAGGAGAAAGCCAAGUACAUCUUCAGCCUGUUCGCCAGCGAGUCGGGCAGCUACGCCACGCGGGAGGACAUGGAGAGCACGCUGCACGGCGUGGACGGGGAAGUCCCGCCCUCUCUCAGGAAGUGCUUCACCGAGGGAGAGAAGGUUAAUUACGAGAAGUUUAAGAACUGGCUCCUGCAGAACAAAGAGGCCUUCACCUUCUCCCGCUGGCUCCUGUCCGGAGGGGUGUGCGUCACGCUGACCGACGACAGCGACACGCCCACUUUCUACCAGACCCUGGCCGGGGUCACGCACUUAGAAGAAUCGGACAUCAUCGACUUGGAGAAGCGCUAUUGGCUGCUGAAGGCUCAGUCGGGGACGGGCCGCUUUGACUUGGAGACGUUCGUCCCCCUGGUGUCUCCCCCCAUUCACACGUCCCUGAGCGAAGGUCUGUUCCACGCCUUUGAUGAGAACCGGGACAAUCACAUCGACUUUAAGGAGAUCUCCUGCGGGCUGUCGGCCAGCUGCCGCGGGCCCGUCGCCGAGCGACAGAAGUUUUGUUUCAAAGUGUUUGAUGUGGACCGCGAUGGGGCUCUCUCUCGGACGGAGAUUCGGGACAUGGUCGUGGCGCUGCUGGAGGUCUGGAAAGACAACCGAACAGACUCCCUUCCUGAACUGCAUGCCAGUGUGUCAGACAUUGUGGAUGACAUUCUGAAGAUGCAUGACACCACCAAGCUGGGGCACUUAACUCUGGAGGAUUACCAGAUCUGGAGUGUACAGAGUGCUCUUGCCAAUGAGUUUCUCAAUCUGCUCUUUCAGGUGUGUCACAUCGUCCUGGGGUUGCGGCCAGCCACGCCCGAGGAGGAGGGGCAGAUUAUCAGGGGUUGGCUGGAGAGGGAGAGCAGGCAUGGUCUCCAGCCGGGGCAGAACUGGUUCCUCAUCUCCAUGCAGUGGUGGCAGCAGUGGAAGGACUACGUCCGAUACGAUAACCGGCCCGUCGUGGGGGACCAGCCGCCCGUCCUCGGCGCCGGGCGGGGCCAGCAUUGGAGGACGACCGUGACCCCGACAUCGGACCGGGUCGGCCUCCCCAACUCCUACAGCGCGUCGGAGGAGAAGCUCUGCGACAGCAUCUCCAGCUCGUCAGAGGCCUCCGAGAACAACAGCAGUCAGAACGGGCCCAGUUCUCCAGUGACAGACUGCUUCCCGCGGUCGCACACACACAGCUCCGACAGCCAGUGCUUCUCCGGGCCCAACGGGAACAUCCUGCCCCUGCUGGCAGCGCAGAGGCCGGGGGCCAUCGACAACCAGCCCCUGGUCACCCCGGAGCCCAUGAAGGCCCCCACGUUGACCAUGGAGGGCGGGAGACUCAGGCGAACCCAGAACCUUCUCCCGGCCCGGGACUUUGAGACGGUGCCAGAGCCAGUGUGGAGGGCGCUGUAUCACUGGUACGGGGCCAACCUGAGCCUGCCCCGCCCGGUGAUCAGGCAGACUAAGACGGGUACCCCCGAGCUGGAGCUGUUUCCCCGCUACCUGCUGUUCCUACGGCAACAGCCGGCCUCCCGCACCCCCCAGUCCAACAUCUGGGUGAAUAUGGGUAUGACCAGCCUGAGAAUGUUCCCUCACCAUUUACCCAGAGGCAACGUCCCGUCCCCUAACGCGCCGCUGAAGCGGGUGCUGGCCUACACCGGCUGCUUCAGCAGGAUGGCCACCAUCAAGGACAUCCACGAGUACCUGUCCCAGCGGCUGCGCAUCAAGGAGGAGGACAUGCGGCUGUGGCUCUACAACGGAGAGAAUUACCUGACCCUGCUGGACGACGAGGACCACACGCUGGAAAGCCUGAAGAUUCAGGACGAGCAGCAUUUGGUGAUAGAAGUUCGAAAUAAAGACAUGAGCUGGCCGGAAGAGAUGUGCUUCAUCGCGAACAAAAUGGACCGACACAAAGUCCCCACAGAGAAGGGAGCCACCGGACUCAGCAACCUGGGGAACACCUGCUUCAUGAACUCCAGCAUCCAGUGCGUCAGCAACACCAAGCCUCUGACCGAGUACUUCAUCUCAGGGAGACACCUGUUCGAGCUCAACAGGACCAAUCCCAUCGGCAUGCGAGGUCACAUGGCCAAGUGCUACGGCGACCUGGUGCAGGAGCUGUGGAGCGGCACGCAGAAAAACAUCGCCCCCCUGAAGCUCAGGUGGACGAUAGCGAAGUACGCGCCGCGGUUCAACGGCUUCCAGCAGCAGGACUCCCAGGAGCUGCUGGCAUUCCUGCUGGACGGCCUCCAUGAGGACCUCAACCGCGUCCACGAGAAGCCCUACGUGGAGCUGAAGGACAGCGACGGCCGGCCCGACUGGGAAGUGGCUUCGGAGGCUUGGGAUAACCACCUGAGGAGGAACCGCUCCAUCGUGGUGGACCUGUUCCACGGGCAGCUCAAGUCCCAGGUGAAGUGCAAGACCUGCGGACACAUCAGCGCGCGCUUCGACCCCUUCAACUUCCUGUCCCUGCCCCUGCCCAUGGACAGCUCCAUGCACCUGGAGAUCACAGUGAUUAAGCUGGACGGCUCCACGCCGGUCCGGUUCGGGCUGCGGCUGAACAUGGAUGAGAAGUACACGGGCCUGAAGAGGCAGCUGAGCGAGCUCUGCGGCCUGAAGCCCGAGCAGAUCCUCCUGGCCGAGGUGCACUCUUCCAACAUCAAGAACUUUCCACUGGACAACCAGAAAGUGCGUCUCUCGGUGAACGGGUUUCUCUGCGCGUUCGAGAUCCCUGUGCCAGGGUCGCCCACGUCGGUCACCUCUCCCACGCAGACUGAUGCCCCAGCGUUGGCGAACGGGACGGCGGGCAUCGCCGCCAACGGGACGGCGGCGCGGCCCAGCCUGAUACCCAACGGGGUGCCAAACACGGGGGUGCCCUGCGGGCCCGAGCGCAGCCUCGCCAACGGCCUCCCCAACGGCCACGUGCUGCCCACCCAGGACAACCCCUUCAUUGGCUACAUCAUCGCCAUGCACAGGAAGAUGAUGCGCACGGAGCUCUACUUCCUGUCCUCGCAGAAGAACCGGCCGAGUCUGUUCGGCAUGCCGCUGAUCGUGCCCUGCACGGUGAACACGCGCAAGCGGGACCUGUACGACGCCGUGUGGAUCCAGGUGUCCCGCCUGGCCAGCCCCCUGCCCCCCCAGGAGGCCAGCAACCACGCCCAGGACUGUGAUGACAGCCUGGGGUACCAGUACCCCUUUACGCUGCGUGUGGUGCAGAAGGAUGGAAACUCCUGCGCCUGGUGCCCCUGGUACAGGUUCUGCAGGGGCUGCACUGUGGACUGCGACGAGGACAGGGCUGCUCUGGGAAACGCCUACAUCGCUGUGGACUGGGACCCCACCGCCCUGCACCUGCGAUACCAAACCUCCCAGGAGAGGAUAGUGGAGGAGCACUGCAGCGUGGAGCAGAGUCGCCGGGCGCAGGCCGAGCCCAUCAGCCUGGACAGCUGCCUGCGGGCCUUCACCAGCGAGGAGGAGCUGGGCGAGGACGAGCUGUACUACUGCUCCAAGUGCCACGCCCACCGCCUGGCCACCAAGAAGCUGGACCUGUGGAGGCUGCCGCCCAUCCUGAUCGUUCAUCUGAAGCGCUUCCAGUUCGUGAACGGGCGCUGGAUCAAGUCUCAGAAGAUCGUGAAGUUCCCGCGGGAGAAGUUCGACCCCAGCGCCUUCCUCGCCCCUCGGGAGGCGGAGCGAGGCCAGCCCAGUCUGGGGGAGGAGCCACUGAAGCUGGUGGGCGGAGACGCCGGGAGCACCGCCCCCCUCAUUUCUGUGCCCAGCAACGUGAAAGGCUUAGGGAAGAAGUCCAGCAGGACCAGCAGCCCUUGCGGCAGCCCCCGUGGCGGGGCGCGGAAGCAGGGCCGCCUGCGCCUGCCCCAGCUGGGCAGCCGGCACCGCCUGUCCAACAGCAAAGAGAGCCUGGACUGCGGCCGCGACGGCGGCAGCGGCGUCGCCACGGAGACCGAGCAGGGCGGGGCCCAGGACGGGGCCUGGCCACCGGAGCCCUCCGGCACCGACUGUGACGUCAUAAUGGUGAACGGGCUGGGGCCCGACGGUGGCCAGAGCAACGGCCACCCGGAGCCCGGCCUGGAGCUGGACCCCGCCCACCACCACAGAGACGACAUCUGCCUGGACCCCAUAUACAACCUAUAUGCAAUUUCAUGCCAUUCGGGGAUUUUGGGAGGAGGCCACUACGUUACAUAUGCAAAAAACCCCAAUGAGAAAUGGUACUGUUACAACGACAGCAGCUGCAAGGAAGUCCACUCAGAGGAGAUUGACACAGACUCCGCCUACAUCCUGUUCUACGAGCAGCAGGGCGUGGACUACUCCCAGUUUCUGCCGAGGACGGACGGCAAAAAGAUGGCCGACACCAGUAGCAUGGACGAGGACUUUGAGUCCGACUACAGGAAGUACUGCGUGCUGCAGUGACGAGACGCUCUUCCUGCCCUCCGCCCCGCCCCGCCCCGCCCCGCCCGCCCCGCCCGCUCUCCGCACCGGAUGUUCGCCGUGACGCCCGGGCGCACAGCUGUGGAACACAAGCACAAAGCGGGACGGCGGGAUAGCGGGAGAGAGCGCUCCUCCGCUGCGGCUGCUGUUUUCUGGAAGGCGGUACUCCUGCACCGCUCUGGGCGCCUCUCUCUCUCUCUCUCUCUCUCUCUCUCGGAGACGGGACGACGAGGCUUUGCGUUGCGGUUGCCAAAUCGAACAAAUGACCCCCCCCCCCUCACUAAGAGCACUAACUGGAGUGAGGCCAGCGUAGGCAUCAGCCCGACUCUACUGAUCUGAAAAAGCCGCCACAGUGCUUGCCUGAAAGCGCAUGGCGUAGUGGUGCGCGCAGUAUGAGAUGCGUGCAUACUGACAUUCAUACAUACAGUACUUACAUGCAUAUUUGUUGUACUAGGAUGCAUACAAACACAGCACUAACAUGCAUACAUGUACGGCACUGACAUCCACAUACGCAGUACUGACAUGCACAUACGCAGCACUAACAUGCAUACAUGUACAGCACUGACAUGCACAUACGCAGUACUGACAUGCAUACGUGUUCAGCGCUGACAUGCACAUACGCAGUACUGACAUGCAUACGUGUACAGCGCUGACAUGCACAUACGCAGUACUGACAUGCAUACGUGUACAGUACUGACAUGCACAUACACAGUAUUGACAUGCAUAUAUGCAGUACUGACCUUCACUCUGCCACCAUAUUUCUGGAUGAGCUCAUUUGCCACACUUUGAUGUCAAAGACGUUUUUUUUUCCUGCAGGCUGGGUGCCUGCGGCUAUUUGAAUGUGUCCAAAAAACCCUGGCCAUGUCUGCUAUGAGGUGUCUGUCAGUCAAUUUGAUAGACAGUCAGAUAAACUGAAAACGAUCACACGAUCAAAAGGCUCAAAGAGCUAAACGAUGUUGUGUGAUGCUGUCAGUAGAAAACCUCAUACGCUACCUCAGUUCAUUUCUGUUGUUGUUGCUCGUGGCAAUGGUAACGUUCCGAAAUUCGAAGCGCAACUCCGCUUGACAGUGUUACCGUUUCGUAUUCUACCCGAAAUAUUUGCCCUUAUUGCCCCACACGCUUCCCUCUUGCCCUGCCCAGGGGUAUGUCAGUAUGUGUCAGCUUCACUAAUGAAAUGAACGCAUCUGUGUGAACGAGAGGUUCAUAGAUUUUAACUCAGCAACUGCCAAAAACCGGGGGCAUUUUUACGCCUGAAACUGGACACCGUAUCACGUGUAUUUGUAGCAUUGAGCAAACCGGGUAUGCGUUUUAUCGUCUUUUUUUUUUUUAAUUGAAAGUUUAAGUUAUCGUUCGGUUUGUUGUCAUGAUUGGUGCCAUACGGAAUGUUUCAAAAAUAUGGAGACCGUUAAAAGUAUAUAUAUUUUAUUAGCUCAUUUCUUCCCCUUUGUAUUUAUUUUUAUAGCUAUUUGUUAGGUUGUCGUGUACGGGAUUUGUCUGAAAGCACCCGUAAUUAUCUUCCAUUACACAAUGACCCGUGUCACAAAACAGCCAUUUUUUUUACACCCUUUGUUGAAAAUCCACUGUCGUCAUCUCAGCUAUGAUUAGAACCUAAUAACCCCAUCAAAAUGAUAAUUUAUACAUUAAUAUGACAUCCCAAAGGCUUUAUGACUGAUGUUUUCAUAAUCAGAUUUUCAGAGAAGAUGAUCUGUUUGAAAAAAAAAAAAAAAAAAAAAUUAUAAUUACAAAAACUGAAUUAAAUUUUUUUUUUGAAAUUGACAUUUAAUGCAGAUCAGCUUUUCUGAUGAACGUGGUGUUUGUUAUGUUGAGCUAAUGGAAAAGCUCACCUUGUCAAGCCAAAGUAUUUUUCCGCAGAAUCUCGGCAGCGAGUGUUUGUGUGCUUUAGAGACGCGUGAGUGCGGUACGUGAGGAAGCGUGUUGUGAGAUGAACUGUGUUUUCCAUUAGCUUAGCUUCAUUACCCUAAAUACUGUGUCCAGCUGCUGCGCAUCGCGCGCGAACAUCGCCCCCGCGCCCGCGAACCACUGUGUGGGGCGGGGCUCGUGAAAGGCUCUGCCGGCUUUUAAUUGGAGCAGAGCCGUCCAAUCCUGGACCCGGAGAUCGGUCUGGAGGGUUUUAGGGGGGAUGCCCGUCGACCAGCAACCGAUAGCCACCUGGAGAAAGAGGGUUAUUAAAUUUCCCAUCCGGCCGGCGGCUGAGCUGUUGGAAGUGGGGACCUUUGAGCGGAGAGCAAGGACUGAGCGUGUGCGCUGCGAGCAGUACUGAGCGACUGAAUCCCCCUCCGCCGCGGUUCGACGCGUCCCCUCGCACAGUAACGUGUUCGCAGAGCGGUCGGGCAGAAGUGGAUUGUGGGUAGGAGGGGUGCUCUCCCGCGCUGGACGCCGUGUGGGAGCCCUGCAGGGGGCGGGGCUAGCCCGACGCUGCCAGACCGCUUACCCGCUCACCUGCCUACCUGCAGCGUACAGCGACCUCGUCGCCCGAAUUAAACACCAGUUCACUUAAACUAACUCGCUUCGGAGUGAAACCACUGAAUGUAGAAAAAAGUCAAACCUAAAAUGAAAAGUAUUAAAGGACGUGGAAAGGGAAGAAGACGAGAAGCGGAGCCGUGUGGAGUACAAACUACCCCCCCCCCCCCACACACACCUUCACCCCCGUCAUUAGGGGGCGAUGGCUGUGUGGGAUCGUUACCUGUGGGCGUGUCUCCCGUUAACGUCACCUGCACAGGAAGCGACCGCCGCCAGUCUUAUGACCUCGUGUACCGGCGAGAACCCAGACGGCUUUCGCUUUAGUUUUAAAACACUCGUUUGAAGCGUUUAUCCUGUUAAUACAAGGAAUACACUGGCACUUUCAGCCAGACCCCCCGGGUGUGUUGUCAGGUAGUGCGAUGUACUACUGAGCUGUUUGUCUUUUUUUUGUCCGUUUUGCUGUAAACUUUUUUCCUUUUUUUGUUAAAUUAAUUCUGAGAUGUAUUAAUUUAAUCAACUUUAUUUUGUAAAGUGUCUAAAGAGUAAAAAUGACAUUGCACUGACAGAAAAAAAAAUGUACAUAAAGUGUUUUGUAAAUAAAAUGACGUAUCGAGAAAUGAACUGUAAAAAUGCACUUGUAGCUGUAAAUUGAGUGAUUCUGUUUAUCUGUAACAAUUAUUCAAGCAACAAAUGAAAAUGAGGCAGAUGCAAUUAAACCCCUUCUCCAGCA
This is a messenger RNA of Anguilla rostrata (American eel), 8107 nucleotides long. It is a transcript of the gene usp32, whose product is annotated as ubiquitin specific peptidase 32. Bases 178 to 4878 code for a protein of 1566 amino acids. NCBI's taxonomy places the organism in Eukaryota, Metazoa, Chordata, Actinopteri, Anguilliformes, Anguillidae. Gene Ontology annotation, cellular component: Golgi apparatus. Gene Ontology annotation, molecular function: calcium ion binding; cysteine-type deubiquitinase activity. The transcript is spliced from 34 exons. The record is from RefSeq and is a predicted model, not a curated record. Gene Ontology annotation, biological process: protein deubiquitination.